AUCGGCCCGAAUGUCAAAUGCGCCGGGAGUAUUCAUUUGAAGGGCGCUCGGUACUAUCGUGCGAGGCCCAGUCCAAUCCGUCUGUGAUCAAUUUCACCUGGUACAAAGGCAAUCGCACCGUGUCCGAAGUUGCCUCGUCCAUGACCGGGCCCGACGGCCACGAGAUUGUCGACCCGACCACACCAUCCGCCUCACUGUUGGGCAGCAAACAGUCAACGGUAUUGGUGUUGGCCGACAACGACGUCGAGGCCUACUAUUGUGUGGCCACAAACGAUAUCGGCUCAUCCCACCCCUGCAAACUACACGUCCAACAGAUUGCCAGUGCACCGUCCGGAUGGGUACAGACACUGUUGGCCGACGAGAAUCUACUGAUAGUGGCCGCGAGUGCCGGCGCCGUUGUCUUCCUACUGGCGUCCAGCGUUGUGGUGAUCGUCGUGUGCGCCGCCCGCCGGCGCCGCCUGAAAGGUCACCUCAACCCACACGGGCUCAACGGUCUGAACGGUGGUCACCGACCGCUGGACGGCUCCAACGGUGGCCUCAACGGCGGUCUCGCCGCCGGUUUUAACGGCCCAAUGGUCUCCACGCAGGCUUUCCAACGCUUUUCCGGCACUACUAAUAGUACCAUCAGUUCAGUGCACAGUCGCGACGGCGGCGGCGGCUCCGGGAGGCAGAAGUCGGCGUCGUUUGCCUUAAUUAAUCAGUUGCCGAUUCUGGAUGAGAGAUCG
Molecule: messenger RNA, 725 nt
Organism: Medioppia subpectinata
Lineage: Eukaryota; Metazoa; Arthropoda; Arachnida; Sarcoptiformes; Oppiidae
Source: the annotation of a GenBank genome assembly